Molecule: messenger RNA, 2831 nt
Organism: Xiphophorus maculatus (southern platyfish)
Lineage: Eukaryota; Metazoa; Chordata; Actinopteri; Cyprinodontiformes; Poeciliidae
Product: echinoderm microtubule-associated protein-like 1
Exons: 6
Coding region: 1195-2361 (388 amino acids)
Source: RefSeq, a predicted model, not a curated record
CCAGAGAACAUUAGUUCAAAACAAUAAAAAUCAGGGAACACGGCAGACAGGUGAAGAGGUUUAAAGGGUUGAUGAAACAAGAUCCCAAGCUUUGACUACGUCACAGUGCGCUGUUAAAUCCUUCAUAUGAAGAUUGAAAGCAGAAUGUCAAAAUGGUAAGCCAUCAUCUGACUCUUGUCAAAAUGGCAGGCUCGUGCUGUCUGAAUAUUUCCCGACGAAACCGUAUUCUGUCAGCACAGAUUGCGAGCUGACUUAACAGGAAGUCUGAUGAUGAGAAAUGAUGACUGGGGAGAACGGACAUUCAUCACAGCGGAUGAGAAAACGUGAGCGUGUUAGGACGCCAAGACUUUAUUGGAUUAGACUCAAUAAUACAAAGAUGAACGUGUUUGUUUCUCAUUUAAAGUUUCUCAUUCGUUCUUAUGACUUACGACUUCCUCCGUGAAACCAGAAAGCCUCGAUGCAUCAGCAAACGGACACAUCUGCUGGAGAAAGAAUCAAUCCAAUAAACUGCAAAAUAGACACAAACAAAACUUGUCUCACACCAGGGUGGGGGGUAAACCUAAUCGCCUAACUAGCUUUUCAUCUCGCACUGUUUCUUUCCCCUGUCAGUCGACAGUAAUUACCACAUCCGGCUUAUUGUCCUCCUGAUGACUGUAAUUAAUCAAAUUCUGCUCCCUAAUCUCUGGAUCUCGUCAUCCUUACAGUAGGCCCAGGCUGACCACGCCGGAUGGCGGCCUUGUGUAAGCUGUUUUUGGGGGAGUGUGUGACUGUGUGCUUGUCGGAAACUUUGCAUGCAACAGCAGAUUCUCCAGCCUCACUCUGCCACGUUUCAUUUUUCCGUCAGAAGAAUGCUGUUCUUCAGGACGGAGGUCAGGACCCCUCGGCGCCUCCUUGAACUGGCGGCUGUGUGUUUGCACCUGGAGCUCUUGACGGGAGAGUUUGUUUUGUCAUUCCCACCAACAUUUUCCACCUACUAAGAAAAUAAAGACUCUUGCACACUCCUAUCCUCCCUUUGAGCUUCAGGUGGAUUACCAGGUCUUUAAUCUGUCCUUUGAGUGACAUCACCCUGUGCUCAUACUCCUUACAGGAUAUUAGGGGGAAGCAGGACGUGGGAACCACUGCUGGACUCUGGAAGGUGAAUCAGCUCUCCACGGAAGUUCAGACCAAAAUAAUCUCGCAUCCUCAGUCAGGGACAUGCAGGCAAUCAUAGCAGAAGAGGACGCCAGCAUGGAGGAGCUGGACGACCACAACCUGCAGAUGGAGGAGACGGCCCAGGGCCUGCUGAGGACACCUUCGCUGAAGGAGAGCUAUCACAGCGACACUGAUUUCAUGACAGACGACCGCAGCUCGGCAGCCAGCGGCCUGGACGUGGCCGACCGGCUCACCUACCUGGAGCAGAGGAUGCAGAUGCAGGAGGAUGAGAUCCAGCUGCUGAAGUUGGCGCUGGCUGACGUCCUCAAGAGGCUCAACAUUUCUGAAGAGCACCAGGCAGCUGCCGCCGCAGGAAGGAGAAUGCCGGGCGCCAAAGCCAGGCCCGUCUCCCUGGCUUUGCCCCCCAGAACCUCCAUGGCGACUUCCAGCUCCACUUCCCUCAAAAAGAGCUCCACAGUGCCCUCCAGCGCCACGGCGAGGAAUUACAGCCCCGCGCCGCCACCUCUGAGCGGUGUGAAGAGCCCGCCAGGCGGUGCGAAGGACAGUCCGUGUAAGAUCACUAAGCCGCGACCCGCGUCUGCAGCCUCGGUCUGCAAGAAAGUUCCUGAAGAAAGCAACAAAUCCAGUGAGCCCGCCGUGAGCGUAGGAACAAGACGGGUGACGCAUUGCAAAGGUAGGCUUUGUCUCUUGGAGCAAAAAGACUUUGGUUUAGAAGAAAACGCCAUAGUUAACAGAACUGUGUGUGAGCUCUUCUUUUUGUUUUUCAUUUUUUUGGUCACAUCAUACCAUAACUGUGUGCACCAUCACCCCAUUUCUUGCGUCCAUUUCUGUUUCUCUUCUUCCCCAUUUUCUCUCUUUCGCCGCCUGCAAUGUCCCUUUUUUCCCCCCUGUCCGUUCUCUGCGUCUCCUCGCCACAUUUCACCACUUCACUUAGUGACUAUGCAGAUCUACCUGAGUCCUCUCGCAAGAAAGACUGGGUCUUCUGAGGAGGCCAAGUCGGCGUCUGCGGUGCCCGCCUACAGGGGGCCCGUGGCCGGCCCCGGGCCCCCGCCGACCAAGAGGGGCGGCCAACCGCAGAAGAAGAAGUCAACCCCGUCCUUCACCUUGAGCCUCCAGAAAACCGUAACGGGCCAGAGCUCAGCGCAGGAAACGUCCAGCUACAUCAGCCCGGUCAAGUCGCCCAGCCAAUACUUUCAGAUUUGCUACUGACGCAGACAGACACUCCUAACUCGUCUUGAAAGAGGUUCACGCUGAUUAGAGAUUUCAGUUUUCAAACUCUGUCGGCAUUUUUAUGGCAAUCUCCUUGCAACUGAGUUAAUAAAACUCCUAAAGAGGCUCACCAAACCACUUACCUGUAACUAACCCAUCUGACUACAUCAAGUAUCGUGAUUUAUGUUUAUUUCUUUUGAACAUUUUCUGCCUUUUUAGUUUCCUUGCAUACCACAUCCUAGCGAUAGCUUUACUGGUGCUUAGAUCUGUGCAUCGUUUUCCUGAACUUCUGCCUCCUCUAUGAGAGCACUCUCAGUGACGUACAUGAGGAGGCAACUUAUUGUCAAGACGACUGGAUUAUCUGUGUGCGCCGAUGUGUUUUUUUUUGUUGCGUGUUUGAUGUUAGUUUCCACCUCAAAAUGUCUGUUCUUAUUCAGAAAAGACAAUAAAAAGUGUUGAUCUCUGUGUGA